Molecule: messenger RNA, 594 nt
Organism: Closterium sp. Naga37s-1
Lineage: Eukaryota; Viridiplantae; Streptophyta; Zygnematophyceae; Desmidiales; Closteriaceae
Source: the annotation of a GenBank genome assembly
AUGGCCGCGGGAACGACUCGUCGGACGAGCCGCAGCACUCGGCGAGGCCUCUGCUUGCGUGCGGAGCAAGAAAGCCCGGCGGGGGAGGCAGAGCAGCGCGGCGCAACGGGGGAGAAGGAGUCGCGGAACGAGCUCCGCCUCAUGUCCGUUGCGCCCAUGCCCGUCGCCGCCCUUGCCGCUGCUGAUGCUCUCAGAGAGCUGUUGGAGCCGUAUGGGGAGUUGGUGCGUUCCUGGAACCUUCCUGACUGGCUCAUCCACUGGGGACAUCCCGGCAACAUGGCAGUGGUUCUUCUAGCCAUGGGGGGGUACGGCUCCUACCUGGGAUGGCAGAUCCGCCUUGCAUCCUCGCCUGAGGCCAAGGCAGCGGCGCGAGCAGCACACCCGCCCAUAAUGGGCUUCAUGUUUCUCUUCUUUGCCAUCGGUGCCACUGGUGGGCUCACCUCCCUAGUUACCACCGGCCGGCCCAUCUUUGAGAGAGCAGCCCACCCGCCCAUCAUGGCCUUCAUGUUUCUCUCCUUCGCCAUCGCUGCCACUGAAACGCAUGGCUGGUCUGCUGCUGCUCACCAUUCAGACUGCAAUGACUUCCCUCUUUAA